This is a messenger RNA of Aspergillus nidulans FGSC A4, 3165 nucleotides long. RefSeq lists its product as uncharacterized. The transcript has 3 exons. Lineage: Eukaryota; Fungi; Ascomycota; Eurotiomycetes; Eurotiales; Aspergillaceae. Bases 1 to 3165 code for a protein of 1054 amino acids. Gene Ontology annotation, biological process: RNA-templated DNA biosynthetic process; DNA biosynthetic process. Gene Ontology annotation, molecular function: nucleic acid binding; RNA-DNA hybrid ribonuclease activity; nuclease activity. The record is from RefSeq and is a predicted model, not a curated record.
AUGAAAAUACUACAAGCUAAUGUAGGAAGGGGGGGCGCUGUACAUGACCUGCUACUCUCCUUUGAAGCAGAUAUCAUUCUUGUCCAAGAACCUUGGACAAAUACAGCAAAGCACCUAACCAAGACCCACCCACGAUAUCAGCUGUUCAGUCCCCCGACCCGAUGGACUGCCAGACCCAGGACUCUAACAUAUGUACGAAGGGAUCUCCCAGCCCAUUCCCUCCCGGAACCAAUCUCACCAGACAUCACCACAAUCUACACGGCAGGCCUUACUAUCAUCAAUGUCUACCGCCCCCCUAAUGACCCACAGCCAGAUACUGAGUCUCAUGCUGUCACACCUGGCGCAACAGGAUUAUUAGACUGGCUUGAUGCCCAUGAGCUGGAACUUCGCCUCGAGCCAGGCACCCCCACCCGUGGACCAAACACCCUAGACCUUGUCUUCUCUAACCUACCACUAAGGGCCCUAGUAGAAGACCAUCUAAAGACUCCAAGUGACCAUGCAACAAUUGGAAUAAUACUGGAACAAGAAGAGCCCCCGCCUAUAUACAAGCUUGGAUCCACCAACUGGGAGAAAGCCAGAGCCCUGGCAAGCCCGCCUGACCCAACCCUACCAAUUGACCUACUAGCCAAACAACUGGUCCAGACAUCCCAGCUUGCAAUACAAGGCGUAUCAAGAUACAAUACUCGCAGACUCCCCAGGACCCUAUGGUGGACUCCAGAACUAACAGACAUACUACACCAAACAAGACAGCAACAAAACCCCGACUAUAAACAGCUCCGGAAGGCCAUUGUACGGGCAAAGGCUGAAUACUGGAAGCAGCGAAUUGAACAAGCCACAGCACCUAUAGAUGUAUUCAAACUUGCUAAAUGGAUACAACAUCCAGACCAGCUCGCUGCUCCUCCCCUGAAUAUACAAGGGGCACAGGUUACUACCCCACAGGGCAAGGCAGACGCCUUCCUUAAUCACCUCUUAGAGAAGGGGGCCCUGCUUCCAAAUCAGACAGAAGAGGGACCCCCAAACAAGCCCCUCGGCUCACUACACCUGCCAACAAAAGAGCACUGCUGGGCUGCUCUCUGUGCCCCACCCCCGUCGGCCCCCGGGGAGGACGGACUUGCCACCACUGCUUGGAGGGAGCUCUGGCCCGUACUAGGGGAUACAAUCACACAACUGUACUACAGGUGUAUGGAGGAAGGCUGCUUUCCACUGAGCCUGAAGUCAGCAAAGGUAAUAAUGUUACCGAAACCAGGAAAGAGGGACUAUACCCAACUCAAUGCCUGGCGGCCAAUUAGCCUCCUCUCUACCCUAGGUAAAGGCCUAGAGCGCCUCCUAGCACAGCAGAUAGCUGUAAGAGCAAUUCAGGCAGAUGUGCUAGCCCCCUGCCACUUCGGGGCCCUGCCAGGACGCUCUGCCAUUGACCUGGUCCAGGUUCUUGUUCACAGGGUAGAGGAGGCCUUUCAACAGGGAAAAGAUGCUUCACUACUCCUACUAGAUGUGAAAGGGGCAUUUGACGCUGUAAUACACCAACAGCUCCUUUCUCACUUACGCCUGCAAGGAUGGCAUAAAGGCUUACUCCAGCUACUUAAGGACUGGCUUACUGGCCGCUCUGUAUCUGUUCAUAUCAAAGAAGGCACUGCCACAGCACCAAUUAAAGGCGGACUCCCCCAGGGAUCCCCCCUAUCCCCAAUACUCUUCCUGCUAUAUGCAGCAAGAAUAGUCUCUACCUUAGAGGGCUCCUUCUGCUAUGCAGAUGAUAUGGGCAUAUUAUUAACUGGGAAUACCCUGGAAGAGAGCUCACAACAACUGGUAGAGGCCUACAAGCAAAUUACUGCCCUAGGGACAGAGACAGGCCUUCCUUUCUCAAUAGAGAAAACAGAGAUACAACACUUCUCUAGAAAGCAGCAGCAGCAUCUCCCCACAGUCACUCUACCUGGUAUAGGGGGGAUUACACCAUCCCUAUAUACACGUUGGUUAGGAGUUCUUCUGGAUACAAAGCUUACUUUUAAAGCCCACAUUAAUUUGGUCUUUAGCCACGGGAAACGACUCGCCCAGCACCUAAAGAGACUUAGCAAUACCCAGCGCGGCUGCCCAGUGGCCUUCAUGCGGGCAGCAGUUAUACAGUAUGUUCUUCCAACAGCUCUGUACGGGGCAGAAGUCUUCUAUACAGGCAAACAACAAAAAGGGGUAGUUAACUCCCUGCUUUCUCUCUUCCGCACAGCAGCCCUGGCUAUUAUCCCAGCCUACAAGACCACCCCUACUGCAGCACUCCUCCGCGAAGCAGACCUACCAGACCCAGAAGCUCUACUCAACAGCAUCCUCCGGAGGGCAGCAGUGUCCAAGGGACAUGGUCCCGCGGGCCCCAGGACAGAAGUCUAUGAUGCAGAAAUCAUGGGUGCUGUGGAAGGCCUACGCACAGCCCUGGGACAACCAUGUGUUGGCUACUCUACCCAGCUAGUUAUCCUCCUAGAUAACCUAGCUGCAGCCUCCCUGCUAGCAAGCUAUAGGCCAACCCCUCACAGACAUGGUCUGUCAGAGACCUUUAGCCAACUAGCCGCCCAGUGGAUGGAAAGCCCUUCAAUCCUAACCAUGCAAUGGAAGCCCCUUCAGGUCCGCUGGAUUCCAGGCCACUCUGGAAUUGCUGGGAAUGAGCUGGCAGACAAGCUCGCUAAGCUAGGGUCUUCUAUAUACAGCCCCGACAUCCCCCCCUCCCCAGCAUACCUACGACAGGAGGCAAAACAGUGGCUCCGUACAGAGACAUAUACAGCAUAUGCUAAUAAGGCGCCUGAAACCUACAAAGCCCUGAAUAUCAGACCCCAUACAAAAGAAAGCCGCUCCCGCGAGCACAAGCUGCCCCGGUGGGUACUUGGCCGACUCGUCGCCGCUCGUACAGGCCACGGAGACUUUACGGCAUACCACCAGCGUUUUGACCACACAGACUACCUGGAGAGCUGCACCUGCGGCAAGGCAAAGACCCCAGUACACUUCUUCUUUUGCCCAUAUACCAGAAAACGCUGGAAGGAUAGAUGGAGAUGUAUAAAGGAUGGCCCGUCAAAAACAAUAGACUGGCUCUUAAGUACAGCUGCCGGGGCUGAGGAAUUCAGCCGCAUCGUGCAAGAAUCAUCCUUUUUCAAGGACAUAUGCCCGAACUGGGCCCGCCGGAGCGCUUGA